This is a messenger RNA of Coregonus clupeaformis (lake whitefish), 5794 nucleotides long. RefSeq names its product histone lysine demethylase PHF8-like. Gene Ontology annotation, biological process: protein demethylation; regulation of transcription by RNA polymerase II. The transcript has 21 exons. The record is from RefSeq and is a predicted model, not a curated record. Bases 562 to 3636 code for a protein of 1024 amino acids. NCBI's taxonomy places the organism in Eukaryota, Metazoa, Chordata, Actinopteri, Salmoniformes, Salmonidae. Gene Ontology annotation, molecular function: histone demethylase activity; transcription coregulator activity.
GCUUUGAAAUGGCGUUGCUCCAUCACAAAUGUCUGUAUUUCUGAGUUGUUUAUAGUAACACCAGUGCUCAUGUAGUGGUCUUUUAAUCUUUUCAAAUAUUGCAAUAUACAUUUUGGGACUUACACUUCACACCUGGACAUAAUUUGUUGGGGAAAAAGACAAUGCAGUAAGGUCUGUUUUUCAAUACUUUGCGCUGCAUAAUAAGGCCUCAUCGAUCCUCAGCCUUUCAACCAAUUUCGAAUGCUUGGCCGGUGGCCUCUGCAGCAACCAGACAAUUUAAAUCCCGGUGCCUAAUCAUGGCGAAUACAAUGCACAGUGUGUGACAGCAAGCAGUGGGCUAGGCACCUAUUCUCAGUGAAGUGACACACCACAGUUAACCUGUUACUGGCACUGCCCUGUGCUGCUUCAGUACAAACACCAUUUGAACUAUAGAUGUUUUUUCAGAGCUCAAUGCAACCGUAAACUAAUUCUAAUUGCAAACUAGUGUAGUGCUGCCAUAUUCUCAGAGUAGAUUUAAGCCUAACUGUCAGUCAGACGCAGAGCAGUUCUUACACUCACAGUAUGGCAUCGGUUCCAGUGUACUGCCUGUGUCGCCUGCCCUACGAUGUCACACGCUUUAUGAUCGAGUGUGACAUAUGUCAAGACUGGUUCCAUGGAAGUUGUGUUGGAGUGGAGGAGGACAAAGCAGCAGAGAUUGACCUGUACCACUGUCCCAACUGUCAGGUCAGCCAUGGGCCUUCUGUCAUGAGGAAGCGGCGUGGAGGUACCAAGCAGGCUGAUGCUGGAGGAAGAGACACUUCUGGUCGACCGGUAAAGACAGGCAGUCCACAGUUUGUCAGAGAGCUACGAAGCCGCACCUUCCCAAGUGCUGAUGAGGUAUUGUUAAAGCCGUCGGGGGCCCAGCUGACAGUGGAGUUCCUGGAGGAGCGCUCAUUCAGUGUUCCUGUCAUGGUCCUCAGGAGGGACGGCCUGGGCAUGAACCUGCCCCCGGGGAACUUUGGAGUAAACGACGUAGAGCACUACAUCGGUCCGGACAGGGAGAUUGAUGUGAUUGACGUGUGUCGCCAAGCUGACCUGAAGAUGCGCCUAGGGGAUUUUGUAGAGUACUACAACAGCCCCAACAGAGACAGAGUCCUCAACGUCAUCAGCCUAGAGUUCUCUGAGACCAGGCUGUCAAAUUUGGUGGAGACUCCAAAGAUAGUGAGGAAGCUGUCGUGGGUGGAGAACCUGUGGCCUGAGGAGUCAGUGUUUGAGCGGCCCAACGUCCAGAAGUACUGCCUCAUGGGGGUCAAGGACAGCUACACAGACUUCCACAUCGACUUUGGAGGUACCUCUGUCUGGUACCAUGUUCUACGGGGUGAGAAGAUCUUCUACCUGAUCUCCCCCACACCAGCCAACCUUGCCUUGUUUGAGCGCUGGAGCUCCUCGUCCAAUCAGAACGAGAUGUUCUUCGGGGACCAGGUGGACAUGUGCUACAAGUGCUCCGUCAAACAGGGGAACACACUAUUCAUCCCAACAGGAUGGAUCCACGCUGUACUGACUCCUGUGGACUGCGUGGCUUUUGGAGGGAAUUUCCUACACAGUCUCAACAUUGACAUGCAGCUCCGGGCAUAUGAAAUAGAGAAGAGGUUGAGUACAGCCGACCUGUUCAGUUUCCCAAACUUUGAGACGGUGUGCUGGUAUGUUGGCAAGCACCUGCUUGACACAUUCAGAGGUCUGAGAGAGAACCGCAGACACCCUGCUACCUACCUGGUCCACGGAGCCAAGGCCCUCAACAACGCUUUCCGCACCUGGACACGCAAAGAGUCGCUGACUGACCACGAGGUGGAGAUUCCAGAGACCAUUAAGACUCAGCAGCUGGUCAAGGACCUGGCCAAGGAGAUACGACUGGUGGAGGACAUCUUCCAGCAAGGCCGUCCUGCGGCUCCUUUCACCUCUACACAGGGCUUCCCCUCGCCCCUCCCCAAAGCCUCCCCUCUAGCCAUCUCCCAGAGCCCUGGCCGCCCCCCGGGGAAGAAGAGAGGCCCCAAACCCAAGGAUGUGUCCCCCAGCCCCAAAAAGAAGGGCCAAAAGGGUUUAAUGAAAGAGGCAGGAGAGCUGGACCUCCUGGAGAUCCACACCAAACACACACUGAAGAAAUGCCAAUCUGGUAACAAGAAAAACAAGAACAAGUUUGAGCUACCCUUGGAGGAGUUUGCAGGGAAAAUGAGCAAGAGCAAAUUGAAGCUAGUGCUGACCAAUGGCAAAAUACAGGGGAGGAAGGGUGGUCGUUCAGGCAGCAGUAACUGUGCCGGCCGUGCCCCGCACUUCCAGCACCAUGCUAUGGGAGGGUCUGCCCUGUCAGACUUUGAGACAGAGGACGAGCUACAGAUUGACGAGACACCUCCUCCACGACGCAAGGCUGGGGGAUCCAGCAAGAAGAAACUUAGUGGUCUUCCUAGGAAGCUGCCGAGGGCCAAGCCAUGCUCUGACCCCAAUCGCAUCAGAGAACCAGGAGAGGUGGACUUCGACAUUGAGGAGGACUACACCACAGAUGAGGAGGAGACCAUGACUGUCCAUGGAGUGAAGGGUGGAGCAGGGGGAAUCCUGGACCUGCUGAAAGCCAGCAAACAGGUGGCAGGGCUGGACUCUGCACUCAGUGAGGAAGCCCCAUCCUCUCCCAGCACGCGAGAUGCCAUCCAGGGCAUGCUCUCCAUGGCCAACCCUCCCUCCUCUUCCUCCUCCUCCUCUUCCUCCUCUUCCUCCCCUCGGUCUGUCUCCGGAGGUCUUUCUGAGGGCCUGGGCGUGGUCAAAGAGAAAGGAGGGCGGGCCGUGUGGGUGACAGGAGCCAAUAAGAGCAGAGGGGGAGGAGCCUCCAAAGAGAAGACGAUGUUCCAACGCCCUGGGAAACGGCCUGUCAAGCGGCCGGCCCGUCACCUUAGCGACGAGGACAGCCCAGAUGAGCAGGAGACUCUUGGCACCUGUUUUAAAGACGCCGAGUAUGUCUAUCCCUCCCUAGAGUCUGAUGAGGAGGACCAUGCCAACAAGGCCAAGAUGAAGCGGAAGAAAAACUGGGACGACACUCCUUGGAGCCCCAAAGCCCGGGUAACACCCACCCUGCCAAAACAGGAGCGCCCAGUAAGGGAGGGGGCCAGAGUGGCUUCUGUAGAGACUGGCCUUGCUGCAGCUGCUGCCAAACUGGCACAACAGGAGAUCCAGAAACCCACCAAGAGGAAGUACACCAAAAAGCCCCGCCCUGUUGCCACUCCUGCCGCACUACAGCCCCCACCUCAGGCCGAGCCGUCCCCUCCCUCCCCCCCUCUGGCCCCGGAGCCUCCCACCCCUGACUUAAGCCCUGAGCAGAGGGUGGAGUGCUACUCUGCCAGCCUACUGGACCAUGAGUACACGGCGGGCCCUGGGGGCCCCAGAGGGAGUGCUGCUAUGGCUCCUGGGGUGUUCCUCACCUCCAGACGACCCUCCCUUUCCCCCCAGAACAGCAGCACUUACUCCCCCUCGGCAGCCUCCCCCGCUGGGCAAGCUAGCCCCGGCAGCGCUGGAGCUGGUGGAGGGAAACGUCCAAAGAAAGGACUUGCAACAGCAAAACAGAGACUAGGAAAGAUUCUGAAAAUACACCGCAAUGGGAAGCUUCUCCUGUGAGAGGUGCUUCGGGAGAUAUGGACGGAUGGAGGACAGAUGGAUGUAAAUUAAAGAGGACCUGAAAGAUGUGACUGCUUUAAGAGAGACUGUUUAUAUUUUUUAAUCUAUAAUUCAACUUUUGUCCAUCUGAUAUCUUCACCUACACCUGUCAUCCACUCAUGUUCUCUUAAUAAUUCAGAAUUGAUUGAAUCUAUAUAGCUGUUUUGUAGCGCUGAAAUAGUCAGCAUUCUACUUUGGUACUCUGCUUUCACAUUUGGUAUUAUUCAUACUUUGAUAUGAAUAUAUAUACAUUAUAUUGAGAAGCAUGUAAACAUUUAGUUGGUCUUGCACCGCUCUAAUCAAUUGAACAUGUAUGGAUCAAUUAAUUGGUAUAUGAUCUAUCUAGUCAUUGAACCCAUUUAACUUACAUGCAAGAAGCAUGUAUUCAUCAAAUUGGCAAUGAACAUUUUCUGAAAUAAAUUGUAGUUCAUUUAUAGUAAAAAUAAAAUAAAAAAGUUUUUUAAAAAAAAAGUUUAUUAUGUAACCAAUAAUAUGACCCAUUCUUCACUUGACAUGGGUCUCUCUAUGUGGGUAGGUGGGCGGGUGUGCUUGAAGUCAGAAGUGGUGAAUGUUUUAAAUAUACAUUUAUUUCCAGACAAUUCAACCAAAUGGGAUUUUUAGAAAUGAAAUCAUUCUAAUGAUUUUGAUUGAAUCUGUUUGAGAUUAACUAAUGUAGUUUUGGAUUACUUACUUUUAGAUAGCUUUUUAUAUGUAUUAUGUGCUAGUAGGCUUGCCUCCCAUUCACCCCCUUUACAGUUCUGUGUUCACAACUAUGUUCUUACCUCACUUUCAACUCCUCUAAUUUACUUUUUUAUUUCUACAAAACCUAGGUUAUUACUUUAAUUCACCACCCAGGUUUUUAUUUUUCCAAUGUAGAUAGCAACCAAAUCUUUUAGAAAGGGGAUCCCUUCACCAGAAUUUCUGUAGAUAUUUAAAAAGAAAUUAUCAGUGUGCUAAUGACCUCAAGAAAGAUUUCACUUGUGUUUUUUAUUGUAUUCAUUUAACUUAGCCUGGGUACCAGUCUGUGUGCCAUCAUGUCACUCCUUGUCAUGGCAUGUCACAAACAGACUGGUACCCAAGCUACAUUUAACUCACUUCUGGAUGAAGUUCUGUGUUUUUAGAUGUGUAUAUUUUUGAUUUUAUAUAGCCAGCCGGUCAAAGCAGUACUGUCAUGAUAUGAAGAGUCUGUUUCCUAAUCAUUUUCAAAUCCACCAUGGUUUGUAUUCAAGUCUUUAGUAUUAUAGACUUGAGCCAGCAGUUGUAGAAUACGUCCCAAAUGGCGCCCUAUUCUGUAGUGCACAACUUUUGACCAGGGCUCAAUGCGUUCUGGUUAAAAGUAGCAUACUAUUUCGGAAAUGGGGUGCUGUUUGGGACGCAGGCAGAUGUAGAAUGACGUUUUAUAUAAGGAAUGUGCUACACAUAUAGACAUACAGAGUUGUAGUUUUAUGUAAUGAUAUUGAAGUUGGGAAGCAAGGGAUUUGAUAAUGAUUCUGAUAUGUACACCAUUGUUGUAAUUUUGUUUUUAUAUAGUUCAAAGGAGAAGUCUUUUUGUUGUUAUUGCUUAACAUACCUUGUAUAUAAUACAUGUCAUUUGGAAAAAUGUAUGACAUAUUCAAAAGUUGACUUUUUAUUUGUAUGCAGUAAUAAUUAUGUAAUUCUGUUUAGUUGGUCAUGUAUUGUUAUAAUGUAAUAAUGAAGUUAAUGUUUUAUAAUUUAGUAUUAAUUAUAUUUAGUCUUGUGUCAAUGUAUAUGUUAGACGUGAAAAUCAUUGGCCUGGAGGAGAUAGAAUAUACUUUUGUUUUUCUUAUUCAUUUUGUUACAGGCUUUGUUUUUUUCUCUCGUUCGAUUUCGAGGUUGCUUCUGUGUGGGUGUGGCGCGCUCUAAUUUCAGUCAUUCUCGUUGGUCAGGUUGUGUGGCACCUGUUGCCUCGUUAAUUAGUCGUUAGUUUCACUUUAGGUGAUAUUUAAGAGAUGCAGAGCCAAUGCUCCAGUUGGCAGGAGAGAUGUUGGAAGUGUUUGACUGCUGUUUAAGUCGUCCUCUUUAAAUUAAGCCUUUUAUCUUGUGUUCUUUUUGAUUAGCUCCACUUUUAACUCCAUAUUAUAAAUUGCUGUGAUUAUAA